Messenger RNA from Silurus meridionalis, 2787 nucleotides. Its product is annotated as zinc finger and SCAN domain-containing protein 21-like. NCBI's taxonomy places the organism in Eukaryota, Metazoa, Chordata, Actinopteri, Siluriformes, Siluridae. The coding region runs from base 336 to 1208 and encodes 290 amino acids. The record is from RefSeq and is a predicted model, not a curated record. The transcript is spliced from 2 exons.
AAAGAUUAUGUAAUAUUAGGGUGGCCAUGGGGUGGCUCAUGGAAUCCGCGCAGCUUUAGACUUUUAUUAUGACACACGGCCCUGCACGCAUACCCGGAAGUGAACCUGGAUGCCGACAACAACAACGAGCUCUGCCGAAACGCGUCGGUGUCGUAAAACAGGUUUUUUGGGCGAUAAAACAUAACGACAGUUUAUUUAUUAUUAGAUAUAUAUUAGCGCACGUGCCGUCGCCGGUAUUUUCCGAUAUCUAAACUGGGGAGUGAGAAAAAACCCACAUAUACACAUAAAUACAUCGUGAUCGGUCACGUCCCGACUUGUCGGCUGUCUGUGCGGCUAUGGAGAUGUCCAAAGCGGAGCGUUUGAACGAGCGCGUGAACGAGCUUCUGGCGGCGGCGGUGCAGCGCGUGCUGGAAGCGGUGCGGGACACGGUGCGGGAGUACGAGGAGACGAGUGUGCGCACGCGGCGGGAGAACGAAAGACUGCGGCGGAGGGUGCACGAGCUGCAGGAGCAGCUGGACAGAGACAGGGACAUCGCAGUUUCGCAGAUCACAGCUCAGCUUAGAGUUUCUCCUCCUCCCGCGCUGUCCGGACAGAAGAAACCGUUGUUCAGCCGUCAGUCAGAGGACAAGCCGUGUUUCAAAGAAGAACCCCUGAAUGAUGGCCAGAACGGAUCGCUUGCGGCUGAAAUCAAAACAGAAACGGAACAAUCCGACUACCCGGGUGUAAACGAACCCGUCCUGGAACCGGUCCUCCAGAACUCCUACUUCUCCUGCACGAAUUUGCAGUUUCACCCCUCCCAGAGCGAGGCAGACUUCCCUGCAGCCCUGUGCAACAACAAUAACACCGCAGACACUCUGGACACGUUCGUGGAGCACUUUCCUUUUGAGGACGACGCGUGGAGACAGCAGAGCCGGGCGGACGAGCGUCACGUCUGCCUGUUGUGCGGAAAAAACUUCAACCGUCUCGCCAACCUGCGCAUCCACCAACGCUGCCACACGGGCGAGAAGCCGUACAUGUGCUCGCACUGCGGCCGCCGCUUCAGCCACAGUGGGAACCUGCAGAAGCACAAGCGUGUGCACACGGGCGAGAGGCCCUACCACUGUCCGCAGUGUAGCAAGAGCUUCUGCCAGUCCAGCCACCUCAAGAAGCACCAGAUGGUCCACACGGGGCGACACGUCCCUAUUCAGAGGAGAAACCUGGAACUCUGAAGGAACCUCAACAGUAAUCAUGGGAUUUUUUUUAUUCAUUUUUCUUUUUGCAAUUGUGGCUCCCCCUACUGCCCAGUCCUAGAACGUUCAAACCGUUCAUAAGGCUACAUAACACCUACAUAAGACCAUGACCGUAUCCAUGUCUGCAACCUUUUAUUUACGAUAUUACAGACGAAAGUAUUCCACCACCCAUUUUUGAUUCUUCUCCCGAGUGUUGUUCUCCUUCUCUGGCUUUACUCAGACCCAAAACUGUUCCAGCAUGACGAUGCUCCUGCUUCAUGAAGAUAUGCUUUCCAUGGAGCUCGAGUGAAUAAUCUCCUGCUUUACCACACCCCCAGGCCUCUUCUCCUCACCUGACUUACCAGACGCCCUUGUGGUCAAAAGAGGAAUUUUUUUCCCCAGAAGAGUGGAGUUUAUUUAUAAGAAGAAAUGGAGAAUAGAUGUGGAAUGAAAAGAGAAAAAAAAAAAAAAAAAAAGGGUGUGGGAUUAAAAAAUGUUGGGAAUUUUUAGGACUGGAAACUUUCUGUGGAAAUUAACUGGAACAAACUGGUUAUUUCAAGAGUUAAAAUGUGGUUGAAAAAAAAAUCUUGCAGUAUAUUUUUGUUUCAAACAUCCAGACUUGAUGCAAUUUCAGUUGAGGGCCCUGAAGUUACGCCCCCUACAGGGUUCCUACACAUUUUAAAAAUGUAAAAAAUUGUUUUGGGGGGUGGGGGUGUUAUUAAAGAUUUUUUUCAUGGAGUCAGGCAAAAUCUGCCCUGACAGUACAGCGCCCCCUACUGCACGACCUCUGAAUUCUAGAGAAACUAUGGCACGUCAGAAUGAAAAAUGUGUAGGAACCCUGCGUUCGCAUAAAUGACAGAAAUGUCACGUACGUUUAUGUUUAAAACUUUCUUGUGCUGUGUUUAAAGCUAUUGUGGAAACAAAAUGAUAUAUUUUACGAUAGGAUCAAAGUAAAAAAAAAUGUCUAUAUUUGUAUUUUUUCCUCCCCAAAAAAAUUCUAAUGAAUUCCAAUAAAUUCCUUGUCACUCGGAAUAUUUCCCAAAUUCCCCAGAUGAAGUUCCCAUAGAAAACGUUCUGGAAAUUUGCUGACAUUAUUUUCAGACCCUACUCGGGUGUCCACAAACUUUUGGUAGAUGUAGCAUAUGUCACAUUGUAACUGAUAUAAUCAAGAAGCUUUCUGACCCUGUGGUCAUAAAGGGCUUAUGUAGGGGUUAUGCAGGUGUAAUGUCGCUCUAUGAACUCCUGGGGAUCUUUUUAUCCAGUACUCGGAUUCUAAUGUCACGGAAGUUGUACAGAUACAGGGUUUACGAAACCCCGGCGACGGAUUCACCACAUGUCCGUGUUCGUGUGGGGUUCGGGUUUUUUUUUUUCUGAGAUGAAUCGAAAAGCAAACAAAAGUCGUCCGUGUUUCGAAUGUUAUCAUUGUUGUUAUUACACUUCUGAUUCAAUGUGUUUCAGCGGCCGCAGCGAAACCUCUGGACGCGAACCACAUAACAUGAUACCGUGUAUAAAUUCCUGUUUGUAUGUUCUAGAUGUCAUUUAAAGAACAAUAAAGGGUGAAAUUGUUUGUAACGGAAAA